AUGGGACUUUAUCGAAUUAACUUUAGACUUUUAUUUAUUGCACUUGUUUUUAUUAUAUCCUUCUGGAUUCUAUUUCUGAAUCAGAAAAGCUCUUUAUCUUCUGUUAUAUCAUAUACUUCGAUUGGUGAAGUUAUUAGAAAACCUAUUAUUGCUUCUGCCUCAACUGUUGCGCCGAUUGAAACUAAAUCAGCUAACUUAAAGAAGAACAGAAAAUCUAAAUCUAAAUCUAAAAAGAAAAAGAAAACUACACUUAAAAGCAAAUCUAACAAGGAAAAUAUGGUAUAUCCAGGAAUCAGAGUUCCAGCAAAAGCCGCUCAUACUGCCACAGUAAUCUUUCUUCAUGGGCUUGGUGAUUCUCCCGCCGGCUGGGUAUUUUUCGCUCAAGAAGCUGCCCGACAAGGCCGUUUAAAACAUGUCAAAUUUGUUUUUGCUGAGGCACCUAACCAGCCGGUUACCCUUAAUUAUGGUAUGGUGAUGCCUGCUUGGUACGACAUCAAAGCGCUUAACAAUGUUAUGGGGCAACAAGAUGAAGAAGGAAUAUUUGCAAGUAUUGAUCGCCUAAAGCAAGUCAUUAAUGAAGAAAUUCAAGACGGUCUUCCUUCUAAUAGAAUUGUAAUUGGUGGAUUUUCUCAGGGCUGCGCUAUCUCCCUUGGGACGUCAGUUGUUUAUGACAAGCCAUUGGGUGGCGUUAUUGGUUUAUCCGGCUAUUUACCUAUUCAUGAAAAAAUAGCAGCUCAGAAAUCCGAUGCUAAUAUUGACACACCUUAUUUUCUUGGUCAUGGGACUGCUGAUCAAGUUGUCAAGUUUUCUUCUGGUCAAAUGUCUAGAGAUUUUCUCAAAAAUACCCUUCACAGAUCAAAGUUAGAAUGGCAUCAAUACGAAGGAAUGCUUCACACAGCUAGUCCUGAAGAAAUAGAAGAAGUUUUCAAAUUCUUGGAAAAAUCUAUCCCAUAA
This is a messenger RNA of Magnusiomyces paraingens, 954 nucleotides long. RefSeq lists its product as uncharacterized. The record is from RefSeq and is a predicted model, not a curated record. Gene Ontology annotation, biological process: protein depalmitoylation. Gene Ontology annotation, cellular component: cytoplasm. NCBI's taxonomy places the organism in Eukaryota, Fungi, Ascomycota, Dipodascomycetes, Dipodascales, Dipodascaceae. Gene Ontology annotation, molecular function: palmitoyl-(protein) hydrolase activity; carboxylic ester hydrolase activity. The transcript has a single exon. Bases 1 to 954 code for a protein of 317 amino acids.